Molecule: messenger RNA, 1269 nt
Organism: Camellia sinensis
Lineage: Eukaryota; Viridiplantae; Streptophyta; Magnoliopsida; Ericales; Theaceae
Product: putative F-box protein At1g47730
Source: RefSeq, a predicted model, not a curated record
AUGAGGCACAUAGAGAUGAAAGAAAGCAGAGCAAAGACGACUAUGAGGCACAUAGAGAUGAAAGAAAGCAGAACAAACACAGAUGAUGACAAUGUUGAUGAUCAACCACCAUCAUCAUCAUCUGUGAAUAUCCCUCUUCAUAUCCUCUUCUUCGAGAUCUUCACCAGGCUACCCGUCAAGUCUCUAUGCCGAUUCAGGUGCGUCUGUAAAUCAAUCCGAUCUUUAACACUCAACAACAACAACGACCCUUUCUUUCUGGAUCUCCACCUCUCUCGUUCCCAAACUCGUCCACAAGCCACCACUCUUCUCAUCCCUGCAAUCCGCUCAGGCAAUUCCUUUGAAAUAUUAUCCGCAGAAGUCGGUGGAGGACCACUCACUCACCUCUACACAAUCCCUGGUGGCUAUGAUUACCAUCAUCGCACCUUCUCUUUCGACGUUAAUGGCUUGCUCUUUUUUCCCGGUGACAGUUGUUCCAACACAUGCCCUUUUGUUUGCAAUCCCACCACCCGACAAUUCCUCAAACUUCCUCCACUCGAAAGCUGCAACCCGGACACAUGUUAUCAAGUCAUAGAUUAUUUCCUUGGCUUUGAUCCAUCCACCAGGAUUUUCAAAGUUGUCAACAUUCAUCUUUACCUUGAAUCUGAUAUGAUGGUGUGCCGGGUUUUCACAUUGGGCAGCCACAGUAGUGGUGGUUCAUGGAGGACAAUUCAUCCCGGUUUUCCAUUUGAAGGAUGUGAUUGGUUUAUAAAUCCGACCAAAAGUGUUUGUUUAAAUGGUGCAAUACAUUGGUUUCUUAAAGCAAAGAAUGUCAUCGUGGCCUUCGACUUGAAAGAUGAGAACUUCCAUGUAAUUCCACUCCCCAACCAUGACGGCGGUGUUUUUCAAUGUCAAUUAUCCCAAACUGUUCUAAUUCAAGUGAACGGGUUUUUGGCUGUCAUUGGUUACAAUUAUCCUCGUUUUAGAAUAAGAAAGAUGGAGAUGUGGGUGUUAGAGGAUUACCAAAGACAUGUGUGGAUCAACCAUAUUAUUGAUUUGCCUUGCUCCGAUUAUCAAUAUUUUCGUCCUCUUGGUUCUAUACCUACUGGUGAGAUCUUGCUAUUACCUUAUCGCAAUCUUUCUUCGGUGGUAUCUGAAGUUCGUGUGUUUUAUUAUGAUAUGAAGAACAGAAGCUUUAGAAUCACUGAAAUUAUUCAACCCCCUAAAGGGUAUGGUCCUGCUUCUACCACCGGGGGUGAUGGCUCAAUGGAUUAUGCAUGUCUUUUGUUCUAA